AUGAGAAUCAGUCACCUGGGCUCACAAUCACCGAUAGUUGAUUCGAUAAGUAACAUUGUACAUAAAUACCAAUCGAUGAUCAUAAACAAUACAAUUAAGUGGUUAAUUUACAAAGAUCACACUUAUGAAACACUAUUUGAUGGUCGCAAACAAUUCUACACUGGUGAAACAAUAACAAACUUUAAAUUAGAUUUCAAACCGACCACGAGUUUUGCAUUUAAAAAUUUGCGGACAAUUUGUUUUAUGAACCAAAUGUCUGUCGGAAAUGUUUUUCGGCGAAACUACCGGUGCUUUGAUUUCACAAACAUUAAUAAACCGCAGGAACUGAUUGUCGGACAAAACCAAUGGCUGACACAUAACGAGGACUACAAUCUCAAGGCAAUGAUUGCCAAAACUGAGAGUCCGUACGAAGUGUUGGCUAUAUUUUAUACGCGUAACGCCUGUCUACACGAUACGUUUAUAUUUUCACUCAACGCGGGAAGGGUUAAACAUCGCUAUCAAUAUCUGGUGCUCUAUAAAGAAGGCCUGGAUAUCACGUAUUGUAUUGAAGAGUAUUUUGGUAAUCGUAAUGGAUAUUGGUCACUCAAUCGUAACGACACAACCAUUCAUUUGAAUACAAACUCAUCGACAAGUCAUUGGUUUGAUGGCGAAUACAUCGCAACAUUUACUGUUAAUUAUGGUAACAGAACUGCAUUUGGAUUCAUUAAGCCCAAUAAACUGCUUACUGAUUGGAAAAUAUACAACGAGACCAGUCCAGACAUUGUAAAUGAUUUUAAGGGCACUUCAGAUGCAGUCAUACCUGUGACCAAUACCACUGGAUUUGAUAAAACACAGCCUAACUUCGGUAUACAAGUUAUGCGGGUGAAAAAUGUGUAUAAAAGGGUUUAUAACUGCUAUGAUAUCGGUAAAGUAAGGCAUGUUUUUCUUAAUCGCCCAACCAAUGCCAUUCCCGCCGGCGGUCAAAGUGGCCACAAAGUAAUUGCUGUAUUCAAUGACUAUAACUUUUCUUUCAAACGGCUUCUAUGGCUCUACGCCGACGAACUAGAGAUCAGGUACUGUUGGACACAAACUUAUGCCAUGUCUACCGAUUGUUUUCCAAACAGUACUACGUUAAUUAACUGCGAACCUGAACCUAGAUCAACUUCAACGUCGACUACAGAGACAGUGGCUAAAACUACCACUACUAGCUCAACACAGGCGUUGUCGACAUUACUAACUUCAAGCCAAGUACCAAACCAAAGCCCAACACCAAACCCAAGUCCAGGUGUCAAUUACCUGGUAGUGGGAAAUGUGGUGGCAUUUCUGGCACUGGUAGUCAUGAUCAUCGUAUCCGCCAUUAGUAUGAUAUUGUGUUACAUUUGGAGGGAGGAAAAAGGUCAUAGUGUAAACAUCAAACACAAACAUACUUUGAAUCCAUGCCGGGCCAUAACCACGGUGGACUGUCGGGCCCUCAUGGUAACCAACUUAUACGUGGCCAGCAGUUUGUACGUGCGCUUAGCCUCCAGACAUACGGUGGCGCACCAGGGAGAAGAAAAAGGUGGCGUAGACCAAGAUGAUCGUGAUGUUGACCGACAUGUUCUCGUAGCCAAACGCGAACAUAAAAAUGAUCAGGGCGAUUACCGCCGAACUGGUCAGCCACACGACGCCCAAAAAGCGCGACCAAUAGUUACCGUCGAUACUCAUAAUCUCCAGCGAACGGGUGACCCGAUCGGUGUCGGCGCCGGUCACCGGCCGUCCGGCGCCGAUACACUCGCGCAGCAUACGGAAUAUAAAGUACGAGCCGAUGAAAAAGUGCAUAGUAUGGAAAAGGCCCAGGGUUAUAAAAUCCAGGAAACUCACGCGCCAUAUACGAGUGCGGGCGAGCAGGUCGCGCACCAGACGCUCGUUGGUCAGCCCUAUCGACGCGGGCGCGAUCACGCCCGACAUCAUGGUGAACACUUUGAGAUAGCUGGGCUGUCGGCCCGCCAGCCAAUAGUAAUAGUGCAAUAUCUGCGACCAGAUGGACAUGUUGUAGACCAGGGCGGCGGUCAUGUUCAGGUGGAACUGCAUGUUCAUGAAGUAGCCGUAGUCGCCGAUGAGCAGGUAGAAUCGGUCGCCCCGAUCCCCGUCAAUGCACACGCUAGGUGCGCUCCGGACGACUCGAUUCGCAUACUCUCCGGUAUCGGCUCCUGGAGGUUGAGCUCCGGCUCAUUGGGUUUGGGCGGCUCCGGGCUAUUAGCGGGCGAUUCAGUUGCCGUG
Molecule: messenger RNA, 2238 nt
Organism: Medioppia subpectinata
Lineage: Eukaryota; Metazoa; Arthropoda; Arachnida; Sarcoptiformes; Oppiidae
Source: the annotation of a GenBank genome assembly